CGGAACGCGUCCCCUAACCGACACCGCGUCCUCGGGACGCCAUGGGGGACGCGCGCUGUGCCCCGCUACUGCUACUUCUGCUGCUACCGCUGCUGCUCACACCGCCCGCCGGGGAUGCCGCGGUCAUCACCGGGGCUUGCGACAAGGACUCUCAGUGCGGAGGAGGCAUGUGCUGCGCUGUCAGUAUCUGGGUUAAGAGCAUAAGGAUCUGCACACCUAUGGGCCAAGUGGGAGACAGCUGCCACCCCCUGACUCGGAAAAGUCAUGUUGCAAAUGGAAGGCAGGAAAGAAGAAGGGCCAAGAGAAGAAAGAGGAAGAAGGAGGUUCCAUUUUGGGGGCGGAGGAUGCACCACACCUGUCCCUGCCUGCCAGGCUUGGCGUGUUUAAGGACUUCUUUCAACCGGUUUAUUUGUUUGGCCCGGAAGUGAUCACUCUGAAGUAGGAAUUUGAAAUGUGACCUUCCGCUGCACAAUGUCUGUCAAGUCUCACUUGUAAUUGUGUCAAACAAAGAAUGCGUCAGAAAGAAAUGUUCUUCUCCCUUCCUCAACUUUCCAAGUAAUGUUUCUAUCUUUGAUUUUUGAAGUGGCUUUUUUUUUCCCUUUCUUUGAAGGAAAGUUUUGAUUUUUGGAGAGAUUUAUAGAGGACUUUCUGGCGUGACUUCUCAUUUCCCUGUUUAUGUUUUGCCUUGACAUUUUUUUGAAUGCCAAUAACAACUGUUUCCACAGAUAGGAGAAUAAGAGUGAACAGUCUGUUGCACAAACUUGCUUUUGCCCUUUGCCUCACUCUUCCUGCCCCGCCCCUUACUCUUCAAAGACUCUGAUGAUCCUCACCUCACUGUAGCAUUGUGGGGCCUCUACACUCCUGGCCUUGCUGGUGGACCCACUGAGGAGGCUCAGAGAGCUAGCCCUGUACAGGUUUGAACCGGAUCCCCCAGGCAGCUCAUUUGGGGCAGACGUUGGGAGUACUCCAGAAAGCUUCCUGCACCCAUCUGGCCCACUGGCUUUCAGUUCUGCUGUUUAACUGGUGGGAGGACAAAAUUAACGGGACACUGA
Mus pahari (shrew mouse) is the source of this 1052-nucleotide messenger RNA. It is a transcript of the gene Prok2, whose product is annotated as prokineticin 2. The record is from RefSeq and is a predicted model, not a curated record. The transcript has 4 exons. The coding region runs from base 42 to 428 and encodes 128 amino acids. Lineage: Eukaryota; Metazoa; Chordata; Mammalia; Rodentia; Muridae.